CUCUUCUCGUUCGAAUUUUAUGUUUUCCGGAAGUUUUUAAAGAAAACAGGUCCACAUGUGCCAACUGCCAUGAUCAGGACCGCAGGCACAUAUUCUCGUUAAAUACGGUGGCUUUUGUCGGAAAUUAGUCAUGGGAAGGAAAUCAAAGACAGGAAAGUCAAGAAAGGAUAAAUUCUAUCAUCUUGCCAAAGAGACAGGUUACAGAGCAAGAUCAGCAUUUAAAUUGAUCCAGUUGAACAGAAAGUUUGAGUUUCUACAGAGGGCACGCGUGGUGAUAGAUCUUUGUGCUGCUCCAGGAGGAUGGCUGCAGGUGGUCGCAGAGAAUACUCCAGUAUCCAGUAUUAUUCUGGGUGUGGACUUGGUUCCAAUUCGUCCAAUUUCAAAAGUGAAAACAUUGGUGGAUGACAUCACCACGGACAAAUGCAGACAGGACUUGAAAAAAGAGCUGCACACAUGGAAAGCAGAUGCUGUACUGAAUGAUGGAGCUCCCAACGUCGGCAAAAACUGGUUACAUGAUGCAUUUCAGCAAGCACAACUAGCUUUACAAGCUUUGAAGCUCGCAGUUGAAUUUCUGAAGAAAGGAGGAUGGUUUGUGACAAAAGUGUUUCGUUCCAAAGACUACUAUUCCUUACUGUGGGUGUUCCAGCAGUUGUUCAAACACGUCCAUGCCACAAAACCGCAAGCUUCUCGUAAUGAAUCCGCAGAAAUAUUUGUUGUCUGUGAGAAAUUUUUGGCUCCAGAUAAAAUCGACCCCAAAUUUCUGGAUCCAAAGUAUGUAUUUAAGGAUGUAGAGGAUGAACCCAAACCAGGCAUUAACCUCAUUCAUCCGGAGAAAAAACGAAGACAGAGAGAGGGCUACCCUACUGGGGACUACACCCUGUUCCACAGCCUGAAGGCGUCAGAAUUUGUCCAAAGCGAUAACUACCUUGAUCUACUGGCACAAAGCAAUGAGAUAGUUGUUGAUCUUCCUGAAAUAGCCAACCAUAAAGAGACCACAACAGAACUGAAGGAAUGUCUGAAAGAUAUUAAAGUACUGGGCAAAAGAGAAAUCCGAAAUAUCAUCAGUUGGAGAAAGAAAAUAAUGAAGGACAUUGUUUGUGAGGAACAGGCCCCAGUAGCAGACAAACAGAGUGUAGAAGAAGACAGCGAGGAUGAAGAGGCACAACUUGAUGAGAAACUGGCAGAGCUCAAAGAGGAGGAACGUAAGGCCCUCAAAAGGAAAUUGAAGAAAGUAAGACGAGAGAAGACCAAACUGCGGCAUAAAAUGGAUAUGAAGAUGGUCAUUCCAGGCGACAGACACGACUUCUCUGACGAUGUGUCCCUCUUCAACUUAAACAAAAUCAAAAGCAAAUCCCAACUGGACAGUGUGGAGAAAGGAGACUCGCAGGAGGCAGAUGAAAUGGCAAUGGAAGAGGAUGAAGAGGUAGAUAAGGUCAUUAGGAGAAUGAGGUCAUAUGACAGAGAUAGCAAAGAUCACUUAGAUGACCUUGACCCAUAUUCGGAUGAGGAAGGCGAGGAGGAGCCAGAGUUCCUUUAUGACCCAGCAAACGAUGACUUAGAAUUUGAAGAGGAGGAGGAGGAGGAAAAUCCCCUAGUUGUCAGUCUACAGGACAAACACACCAUGAUGAAGAACCGAUCCAAGGCGUGGUUCAGUAAGGCAUCAUUUGCAGACAUUGAAGGUGAUGAAGAUGAAGACAUGGAACUUCAAUCAAUGGCAGCCAGCUACAAGAAGAAGGGAGGAAAAAUCUUGGAUGACCUUGACAGUGGAUUGUCGGAAGACAGUUAUGAAUCUGACCUUGAAAUGAGUGACAGAAAAUUAAGUCGAGGUGAUUCAAGUGGCAUUGAGGGUGGUUUAAAAGAUGAUGGUGAUGAUGAUGAAGAUGAUGACGACGACGAUGAUGAUGAUAGUGAUGAUGAUGAUGAUGAUAGUGAUAGUGACUAUGACAUAAAUGAAAUGAGAAGUAAAAAGAAUACUAGUCAAAUAGACAAAUCAUCAAAGAAAGCAGGGUUUGAAGUUGUUCCAAAAGAUGAGAAUCUGCCCAAACUAGAUGCUAUAGGGAUGGCUAUUGGUUCUCAAAUAGUUGAGUCCAGGAAACGGAAGAGAGAGAUAGUGGAAGGUGGCUACCACAGAUACAUGUUUAAUGAUGAUAAUCUUCCCGACUGGUUCGUUAAAGAUGAAUCAAAACACUUGCGAGUUCAACUCCCAGUCACCAAGGGAGAAAUUGAAGAAUAUAAAAUGAAAAUGAAGGCUCUCAAUGCACGGCCCAUUAAGAAGAUCGCAGAGGCAAAGGCCAGAAAGAAACGAAAGGAUAUAAAAAAAUUGGAACGAGUACGAAAAAAAGCUGAGGCAAUUUCUGAUACAGCCGAUGUUGCAGACCGAGAUAAAUGGAUGCAGAUCAAACAGAUUUACAAGAAGGCAGGCUUAUUGUCCCAAAAGAAGAAAGAGAUCACUUAUGUGGUGGCAAAGAAGGGGACUGGGAAGAGGGUGAGACGUCCUCACGGAGUGCAGGGACUCUUCAAGGUAGUGGAUCCUCGUAUGAAGAAGGACCAUGCUAAAGACAAAAAAUCCACUCACGUCAGAGGAAAAGGAAAAGGAAAGAAAGGGAAAACUAAAGGAGGCAAAAGAAUGGGCAAAAAUAAAAGAUAGUUUUCUGUUGUACUUGUUAAACAAAUUGAAUUUUCCACACAAUAUUUAAUGGAUACAUGAACUGGAAGGCUUAUUUUUUUUAUUGCUCUACAUCCCAUUCAAAGUAUUUUCACUCGUAUCGAGAUCAACUGUAUACGUGAAAUAAUGCCUUAGAAAUUUUGUCCGCUGAAUUGCACACACGGACACAAGAUCAUAACAGAGAGGGAUCUGUAUUAAAGUGCCAACACCAUCCGUGUUGGGUUUAUAUAGGAAAGACUUUCGUUUUUAAUGCUGGGCACUUGGCAAUGAAACCCCAAUACGUGUACAUGUGUUAAAUGUCUUUAAGUACUGGUCACUGGAAUUGAUUGCGAGGCAAGCACCUUAAAAAGGUACACAUGUAUGUGCUCCAGUUAGAUGUUAAUAAAAUUAUCAGUACUACA
Ostrea edulis (European flat oyster) is the source of this 3066-nucleotide messenger RNA. RefSeq names its product pre-rRNA 2'-O-ribose RNA methyltransferase FTSJ3-like. Gene Ontology annotation, biological process: rRNA methylation; maturation of 5.8S rRNA from tricistronic rRNA transcript (SSU-rRNA, 5.8S rRNA, LSU-rRNA); maturation of LSU-rRNA from tricistronic rRNA transcript (SSU-rRNA, 5.8S rRNA, LSU-rRNA). The record is from RefSeq and is a predicted model, not a curated record. Gene Ontology annotation, molecular function: rRNA (guanine) methyltransferase activity; rRNA (uridine-2'-O-ribose)-methyltransferase activity. Bases 131 to 2647 code for a protein of 838 amino acids. Gene Ontology annotation, cellular component: nucleolus; preribosome, large subunit precursor; nucleus. The transcript is spliced from 19 exons. Lineage: Eukaryota; Metazoa; Mollusca; Bivalvia; Ostreida; Ostreidae.